AUGGCGCCCGGAAUCCUGAAGGCCUUUAUGGGCAAUACGUCCUCUGCACCGUCAGCAAGAGAGCAGCACCGCCUGUCAAAACCAAAGACAAACACGAACGCCUCGUUCUCCUCGCCGAAGCUGGACACCUGCGAUUCUCCUACCUCUCCAACAAAAGGUUCCGAUGUUACUGAAGAGGAAGUGGUGGUGCGGACUUCUUCCGGAGAAUACAGGAGCCGGCAAGAUGCGCGACAGCACAUCCGCUCGCAACUCUUCGGCAGUAGCGACAGCAUAACAACGCUACAUAGCGGCGAGUCCAACGACAGCCUUCGGGACUUGGCUUCGCACGUCAAGGACCGGCUUCAGAGCCUCUCAAGGUCUGGUUCCAUAGUAUCACAGCUACCAAGCGCCCAGACCUCGUCAACGAAGCUCAAUGGCGCAUAUGGAGAUUCUCGACUGUCACUCGUUCCAGAGACUCAGUCUAUAGACAUCGAAACGGCCAUUACGAUCUUGCAGGAGUUGCGGAAGACAGCUUCACCGGAGGAUCUGGUCGCGUUACGUAAGAUCUACCCCCGCUGCCUAGGUAUCAAGGACUGGUAUUUACAUGCUUCUUCUGCAGACAAGGCGCUGUUGCCAACUAGGAAGGCAGAACCAUCGCCAACUAGGGUCUCCGCUUUACCAAAGGGACCUUCGACGGACUGCGUCAGCUCUCUGAUUCGUCGGCGUUCUCUUGCGGCGCCAGGUCUGGCCACCAGGACGCAAGAUCUGCUUCGCAAACCGGAAAGGCCUGUAGAGCCUGAAAUCCAGCAUGUCAACAGCCAUGUCUGGCAGGCGAACAUGUUCGAAUCGUCUCCUCUGGCUUCCCUAGCCAAAUUGAACCUCAGAGAUGAAGAGGGGCGCGGCACCAUGCCAAGACCUGAGACGCCUGCCGACAUGGAUUACACUCAUCUCGGAGGCUUCAAGCUAGGAAGUCUCAAGAUCACCAACGGCAUGGCCUCGCCAGCACCUAGUAUGACGGCUUCGAAGAAUGUGUCCCGCCGACAGUCUACUCCGGACCUGCAGCAGCGCGAAGAUGACUAUUUUACUGCCUCCGAGGACUGCGCAAGUCCAGAACGUAUUACGCCGGACAACACAUGGCAGACAGAGCUAGCCAGUCAAACAUCGAUGCUGCCCAGAGCCCCCAUGAGCCGUAAGGUCCGUAAUAGACAGGAUGCGCUUAAGUCAAAAGCAAGCGGCAGCCCUUUGCGGAUCGAAAGACGGCGGGAUAAUUCCGAUGGCACUAUUAGGAAUGACAGGUCGCUCAGUUCGGACUCCGUUGUGCGACACACCGGGCACUGCUCAGCACUCGAUCUUGCAGAGAAUUACAUGGCGGAGCUCCCUGCGAGCCCUUAUAGCAACCAAACCUCUCUCAGAGAAGACUUAGCGCACGAUCAUGCGUCCGACAUUGACAGCACAACUGCCGCGCUCCGUACAGACGCUCUUUGCAGGUUGAACGGUACUUCUGGGGAAGGGGAUACGGCUCCGCUGUGGCAAGAUUCAGACUUUAAGCUUCCCCCUUUGACAGACUUUACUCACAACAGUACGCUGAAGAUCGAACGGCCUGCACACGUGAAGGCGGAUUCUGGGUACUCCUCCGGCAACAAUCUCACUACCCUCCAGACAAAGUGGAAUGCUGAGGAUGAUGCCAGUAUCUAUAGCAAAAGGGCUUCCCAUUACGAUGUCUUACAAACCACAGGAUCUGAUGAUACCAGGAGUAUCCACACACCUCAGCAGGCCCCAUCGUCAAGCGCAUCAUCUCACAGAUCAGUCGAGGCUUCGCGCUCUAUUACAGGGGAGCCCGCCAAUCCCCACGAGGAGGAGAAGGCUCGACCGUCAAAAACUCGACGGAAAUCUAUUAUUCGAUCGAUCUCGUUGGGCAGAGUCAAACACCGAAGCCUCCCUGCAACGCCUACCUCUUCUGAUCUGCCGCCAGUGCCAUCUAGCCAAAGCAGCGAACAGUCACCCCGGAAAUGCAAGAAGCUCCAGAAGCAGAGACCCAACGCUCAAGUCUCUCCAGUCGUGCAGGGCCAGCGGCCGAUUCGAGCUGGAAGCAUACCAUAUGUCCCAGAUGAUGUUGUAGCGAAAUUUUGCAAACGCAUCAAGUCGUCGCCAGACAUGGAGCACCUGAAGCGCACUUACGCGUCUGUGAAGGCAGGGUCUAAUGAAAGCUUCGAGGAACCUAUACCAGCAUCUGUCCCUAUUGUUUUUCCUGGAGACAGCGUGAGGAACUCGCUGGCAUUGGACGUUGAUGAUGAGAAGCUGCUGCCGCCACCUCCUCCACAUCGGCAAGCCCCUCCUCCGCCAUCUCACUGCAGAAGUGACUCGCGUAGUCGUAGCAACUAUAGUGGUCACAAAUCUGAGGACUACGCGUUCCUAGGUGUUUCAGAUUUCGGCACCGUAGCACAGUCCCUAGGCGGAUCACCUUACGAUAUCGCCAUGGGGACUCUUAAAGGGCCGUCUCCUGCCAGACCCACGCAGCCACAUCACCUCAGCACGAACGUAUCGGCCCAGUCGAGCUCGAAGACCGCCAUGGACUCGGAGACUGCCGCUGCGUAUGCAAGGGCACGGAGUCAUGACCGGGCUGCACCACCAGAGAGAAAUACGAGGAGUACCUCGCGCCCCCGCAGCUUUCAUGAACGCGAUCUUAAGGACGGGGAGCGGUACGUGAAGAACUUCUCGCGCCCUCACAGCAUGCACGACGAUGCGCCACCGGUUCCCGCACUGCCCUCGAGCAGAGGUUCAGCGAAUAGCGCAUCAUCAACGCAAAACGUCGCGGAGCUGCCUGCCUCGCCAGUCAAGGCUAGGGCGGAAUUACCGGCAGGAGAUGUACCGCCAAUCGUGACGCCGGCUCCAGCGCCAGCACCAGCGCCAGCGCCAGCGCCAGCUCCAGCAGCGGAGAGUGAAACGCCGUCCCAGCGCCCGAGCACAGGAAUCGACUGGGAAUCCCACCGCAACCUCUGGCGCCAACGCCGCAAAUCCAUCGGCGAAGGACUGCUUCGCAGGAGCACUGAGCCCACCACCGAUAGCGAUGGAGCCCUAAUAGCCCCGAAAGCGGCCGCUCCAGCCAUUGUAAUAUCACGAUACGUCACGCCCAUCCAGCAUACUUCGUUCAGCACCAGCUCUGCAGCCGGCGGUGCACCACUGAAGCGCUCAGCCUCUCCCUCCAUCGCCGCCCUCGCCGCUCGCUUCGAGCAGCAGCAGCAGCAGCACCCAGACGCCCCCCCGCGAAGCCCCACAAAGUCCGCCAUUGAGCUUCCCGUCCCCACAAGCCGCCACCCGGCCGACUCGGCCCGCUCGUCUCGCUCAUCUCGCUCAUCUCCCUAUGUGCAAUCCACAGCCUCGGCCUCGGCCUCAGCCUCAGCCGAGGACGUCCGCGACAGCCUGACGGACCGGUACAGCGGCGGGCUAGGGUACGGGUACGAGGCCGGCUUCGGGCUGGGCGGCAGUGCCGGCACGAGGCAUCUGAGGAGCGCGGCGAGUCGGAAGAGCUUGGGGUUUGCGCAUCAGUUUGGGGUCGACUUGAGCGACGUGCCGGUUUUUGUCACGAAGGCGGGAUGA
Coniosporium apollinis CBS 100218 is the source of this 3576-nucleotide messenger RNA. RefSeq lists its product as uncharacterized. The record is from RefSeq and is a predicted model, not a curated record. The transcript has a single exon. Bases 1 to 3576 code for a protein of 1191 amino acids. NCBI's taxonomy places the organism in Eukaryota, Fungi, Ascomycota, Dothideomycetes.